Messenger RNA from Trypanosoma rangeli, 451 nucleotides. RefSeq lists its product as uncharacterized. The record is from RefSeq and is a predicted model, not a curated record. The transcript has a single exon. The annotation marks the transcript as partial. NCBI's taxonomy places the organism in Eukaryota, Euglenozoa, Kinetoplastea, Trypanosomatida, Trypanosomatidae.
GGACGUCCCUCACGACCCGCUCGCCAACGUGGGCGUCCAGCGCGGAGAGCGGGUCGUCCAAGAGGUACAACUCGCGGUCGGCGUACACCGCCCGCGCGAGACCCACGCGCGCCUUCUGCCCCCCGCUCAGGUUGAUGCCCUUCUCGCCAAUCUCGGUCUGCAUCCCGCCCGCCAGCAGCCUCAGGUCAGGCUCCAGCUGGCACACGCGCACCGCCUCCCGCAGCCUCCCGGGGUCCUCCGCAGCAAAGAAAAGUACAUUCUCACGCAGCGUCGCGUUCAUGAUCCAUGGCUGCUGCGGCACGUACGCAAUGCUUCGCGUGGCCCACACACGACCGCGCGUCACCUCGUACUCCCCCAGCAGUGCCGCCAAGAGCGUCGAUUUACCGCUUCCAGUGGGCCCAAUGAUCACAGUGAGUUUGCCCUUUGGUACCUCGAUGGAGACGCCCCUUAA